This is a messenger RNA of Melitaea cinxia (Glanville fritillary), 678 nucleotides long. RefSeq lists its product as uncharacterized. Lineage: Eukaryota; Metazoa; Arthropoda; Insecta; Lepidoptera; Nymphalidae. The transcript has 4 exons. The record is from RefSeq and is a predicted model, not a curated record. The coding region runs from base 1 to 678 and encodes 225 amino acids.
AUGCAAGAAACCGUUACAAAUACAAACGAGAAGAAAUCUCUAUUUUCUUCUUUCCUGGAAGUCCUAGAAGCCAGAGAGAAGCAAGCUCAAGCCGAUAGACAGCUCCAAGAAGAGAAGUAUCAGAGGAGGACACAAAGAAUCUAUGAUUUUCAUGACCGACAACAGCGUGACGCAGUAGAGCUGCGGCGCUGCCUGGACUACGUGUCCCAGCACGCGCACGUGCUGGAGUCGGUGCUGCGCAGCGCUUCAAGCGACGGCGCGCCGCUGUCCGCCGCGCUGGUGCGCCAGGCGGCCGCGCUGCAGCGCUGCAUGGCGCAGUGCGUGGCCAACGCGGCGCGCAUCCGACACCUGCUCACCGCCGCGCACCAGCCGCAAAUGGACACCAUGCUCGCGAAAAUGGAGGCCGAGCUGAGCACGUGGACGGCGUUUCUGCAGCGCGCCGUCGACGCGACCUACAACACGGAGGUGGUCAUCGACAACGUGCAGAACCUAAUCGCGGAGCAGAAGCGAUGCGUUCGCGAGGUGUCGUCGAGCAGUGUGUUCACGUCGCUGUGCGGUGCGAGUGCGAGCGGCGCGGGCGCGGAGGCGGAGGCGGGGGCGGACGAGUCCCAGGCGCGCUCGCCCGCCCCGCGCCGCGCGCUCUCCGCCGCCUGCAGCACGCCCAUCGCGCGCGACUAG